Fulmarus glacialis (Northern fulmar) is the source of this 566-nucleotide messenger RNA. It is a transcript of the gene ILVBL, whose product is annotated as ilvB (bacterial acetolactate synthase)-like. Gene Ontology annotation, molecular function: acetolactate synthase activity; thiamine pyrophosphate binding; magnesium ion binding. The transcript has 5 exons. Gene Ontology annotation, cellular component: acetolactate synthase complex. The annotation marks the transcript as partial. Gene Ontology annotation, biological process: L-valine biosynthetic process. NCBI's taxonomy places the organism in Eukaryota, Metazoa, Chordata, Aves, Procellariiformes, Procellariidae. The record is from RefSeq and is a predicted model, not a curated record.
GGAGAAGGCAGCGACCCCCACCCCGCAACACCUGAACCCCCUGGACCUGCUGCACCGCCUGGAUGCGCUGCUGCCCCCCGAGAGCCUCCUCGUAGCCGACGGGGGGGACUUUGUGGGCACCGCCGCCUACAUCGUCCGUCCCCGACGGUUCGCGCUCGGCGCCAAGCUCUGCCAUCCCGACGCGGAGGUUUGGGUCCUCUACGGUGACGGCUCGCUGGGCUACAGCUUGAUGGAGUUCGAUACCUUCGUGCGGCACAAGACGCCGGUCAUCGCGCUGGUGGGCAACGACGCGUGCUGGAGCCAGAUUGCCCGGGAGCAAGUGGCUUUGCUGGGCAGCAACGUGGCGUGUGGCCUCGAGUACCUGGACUACCACGCGGUGGCCGAAGCUCUGGGUGGCAAAGGCUUCGUGGUGGGUCGCCCGGACCACGAGCGGCUGGACGCCGUCCUCCGCGCCGCACAGGAUGCGUGCCGCCAAGGCCGCCCCGUCCUCAUCAACGCCCUCAUCGGCAAGACCGACUUCCGCGAUGGCUCCAUCUCCGUCUAGGGACAGUGUCCCCAAAAUGUCC